Molecule: messenger RNA, 2493 nt
Organism: Rhododendron vialii
Lineage: Eukaryota; Viridiplantae; Streptophyta; Magnoliopsida; Ericales; Ericaceae
Exons: 1
Coding region: 408-2342 (644 amino acids)
Biological process (GO): cell surface receptor signaling pathway
Molecular function (GO): protein binding
Source: RefSeq, a predicted model, not a curated record
CCUUUUGUAACCGUAGUAUUUUUUCCCUACGAAAUGUAAAACUAGGAGAGAUUUGCGUUUGACCAUUUGCACACACACAAAACCCAAUCUUUGCAUCACCGGCCGCCACCGUGACACCACCACCCCAACCUCCUCCUCCUCCGCCACCACGAACAUGCCAAUAGAAAGAAAAUAGUACUUCCCAAUUUCCCAAUCCCCGGAGAAAGAAUGGCCAAAACACUAAUACAAUUUCCCCACCAAAGCAUGACAUGAUUCUAGCUGCUCAAGGGUGGCAUUUUGAUCACACACAAAAAAACCCCCCACAAUUUCCCUUAUCUCUCCAUUCUCCAAAUUUUUCCAAACCUAAUUGCAAUCUAUAGGUUUUGGGUGUUAUUUGUGAUUGAUUUGUGAGGGAGUCCGCUGUAGCCAUGGCGGACUUGGUGAAACAAAUCCUAGCCAAACCCAUACAAUUAGCCGACCAAGUCACCAAAGCAUCAGACGACGUGAAUUACAACAGAACGGAAUGCCUCGAGAUCAAAUCCAAGACAGAGAAACUCGCCGGCCUCCUCCGUCAGGCGGCACGUGCAAGCAACGACCUCUACGAGCGCCCCACGCGCCGCAUCAUCGAGGACACCGAACAAGUCCUCGACAAGGCAUUAAGCCUCGUGUUCAAGUGCCGCGCCAACGGCCUCCGGCGCGUGUUCACCAUCAUCCCCCAGGCCGCGUUCCGCAAAACCUCCCAGCAGCUGGAAAACUCCAUCGGCGACGUGUCGUGGCUCCUCCGCGUGUCCACCCCAGCCGACGAUCGCGACGACGAGUACCUGGGCCUCCCUCCUAUAGCCGCCAACGAGCCCAUCUUAUGCCUCAUUUGGGAACAAAUCGCGAUCCUCUGCUCCGGCUCGAUAGAGGAACGGACUGACGCAGCCGCGUCUCUCGUCUCAUUGGCUAGAGACAAUGAUAGAUACGGGAGGUUGAUCAUUGAGGAAGGCGGGGUGGCACCAUUGCUGAAGCUCGCGAAAGAAGGGAGAAUGGAAGGCCAAGAAAACGCGGCCCGAGCGAUCGGGCUGCUGGGGCGUGAUCCAGAGAGCGUUGAGCAGAUCGUGAACGCGGGGGUUUGUGGGGUGUUUGCCAAGAUCCUGAAAGAAGGUCACAUGACGGUUCAGGUGGUGGUGGCCUGGGCGAUAUCGGAGUUGGCUGCGAAUCACCCGAAAUGUCAAGACCAUUUCGUGCAAAACAACACGAUUCGGCUGCUGGUUCGACAUCUAGCUUUCGAGACGAUUCAAGAGCAUAGUAAGUACGCGAUUCCUAGUAAACAAGCCAUGUCGAUCCACACUGUCGUGAUGGCCAAUUCGAACAGUACCAAUAGUGGUAGCGGGAAUAAGCACGAAGACGAUGAGAAUAAGCAUUUCGGUAGCCAAAUUUCGCGACCGUUGAGUAACGAGACCGCUACUGGUCAUGCACAAAUGCACAACGUGGUUGCUAACUCGUUGGCCCUUAGAACACAGUCGAAUCAAAACCAUGCGAAAAAUAACCACCACCAGCAGCACCACCAACAUGUUACGUUGGCCGGGGGUAGCAUAAAGGGAAGGGAAAUGGAAAAUCCGGAGACGAAGGCCCAAAUGAAGGCAAUGGCAGCCAGAGCCCUUUGGCACCUUUGUUCCGGGAAUGUUUCAAUAUGCAAAAACAUCACGGAAUCGCGAGCGCUUUUGUGCUUUGCGGUUUUGUUAGAAAAGGGUGCUGAAGAGGUUCAGUUCAAUUCUGCCAUGGCAUUGGUGGAAAUCGCGGCUGUAGCUGAGGAAAACGCGGAGUUGAGGAGAUCGGCUUUCAAGCCCAAUUCGCCCGCUUGCAGAGCUGUGGUGGACCAGUUGCUUAGAACCAUUGAGAAAGGAGAUUCAGAGCUGCUUAUCCCUUGUGUUAGAGCUAUUGGGCAUUUGGCUAGGACUUUUCGGGCUACAGAGACAAGAAUGAUACCACCUUUGGUUAAACUGCUUGAUGAAAAUGAAAGAGAGGCCGAGGUCAUAACCGAGGCAGUGAUUGCACUGACCAAAUUUGCAGAAACUGAGAACUAUCUUCAUAUUAAUCACAGCAAGGCAAUCAUAGAUGAUGGGGGUGCUAAGCAUUUGAUACAACAAGUGUAUUUUGGUGAACAAAUGGUUCAGCCACUGGCAUUGAUUCUCUUGUGCUACAUGGCACUACAUGUACCAGAUAAUGAGGCUCUAGCCCAAGCAGAAGUGCUUGUAGUGAUCGAAUGGGCAUCGAAGCAGGGGCAUUUGACGCAAGAUCCUUUAAUCGAUUCGCUGUUGACCGAUGCCAAACAAAAACUGGAACUCUACCAAUCAAGAGGGUCAAGGGGAUUCCAUUAGUUCAAUAAAUUUGUACAUUAUUUGCUCUGAUGGAAACUUCGAAUAACAUUUUGGUUUCCUUUUUCAUCUUAUCAUGGAGAUGGGAGUGUAUAUACUUUUAGAUCUGUUGUAACCUUUCGAUCUUUAAAUCUUGCUGUAAUUGUUGAGAAUA